Suricata suricatta (meerkat) is the source of this 3602-nucleotide messenger RNA. It is a transcript of the gene ARHGAP27, whose product is annotated as Rho GTPase activating protein 27. The record is from RefSeq and is a predicted model, not a curated record. Gene Ontology annotation, biological process: regulation of GTPase activity; signal transduction. The transcript is spliced from 16 exons. Gene Ontology annotation, cellular component: cytoplasm. The coding region runs from base 145 to 2127 and encodes 660 amino acids. Gene Ontology annotation, molecular function: protein binding. NCBI's taxonomy places the organism in Eukaryota, Metazoa, Chordata, Mammalia, Carnivora, Herpestidae.
AAAUGGGCUGGAGGCUCAGCCUCCCGCCAUCUCAAAGCAACUUCUUCUUUCCCCCUUGCCCUGUGCCAGCCCUGGGGUUGUGCCCCUUGGCUCCACCCCUGAAGCUUUCCCAGGGCUCUGUCUCAGCGGCUCACUGGGGACAGGAUGGUGGACAUGAUUGCCAAGCUGACCAGGAGGCAGAGUCGGGCCCUGCGGGGACAGGUGGACGACCUCUCAGAGCCCGUGUACGCCAACAUAGAGAGGCAGCCAUCGGCCACAUCGCCCAGCGCCACCGCGGCCCCCGGCCCCGCGUCGUGGGAGACGCACACGGACGCGGGCACAGGGCGCCUCUACUACUACAACCCAGACACGGGGGUGACCACCUGGGAGUCGCCCUUCGAGGCUGCUGAGGGCGCCUCCAGCCCGGCCACCUCCCCGACCUCGGUGGGCAGCCGCGAGAGCCUCGAGACCGACUGGGGCCAGUACUGGGAUGAGGAGAGCCGCAGGGUGUUCUUCUACAACGCGCUGACCGGCGAGGCCGUCUGGGAGGACGAGCCCGAGGACGAGCCCGAAGAGGAGCUGGAGAUGCAGCCGGGCCUGAGCCCGCUCAGCCCUAGGGACCGGAGGCCCCCUACCCCUGAGACGGACUACCCCGAGUCGCUGACCAGUUACCCCGAGGAGGACUAUUCCCCCGUGGGCUCUUUCGGUGAGCCUCGGUCCGCCUCUCCCUUGGCCACGCCCCCCGGCUGGUCUUGCCACGUGAACUCAGAGGGACAGAGGCUCUACACCAACCACUUCACCCAGGAGCAGUGGGUGAGGUUGGAGGAUGAACACGGGAAGCCCUACUUCUACAACCCAGAUGACACCUCAGUUCAGUGGGAGCUGCCCCAGGUUCCUGUCCCUGCCCCUCGAAGCAUCUGCAAAUCCAGCCAGGACAGUGAGGCCCCAGCCCUGGCCAGCCCCCCUGAGGAGAAGAUCAAGACCCUGGACAAGGCCGGCGUGCUCCAUCGCACCAAGACGGUGGACAAAGGAAGGCGGCUCCGGAAGAAGCACUGGAGUACCUCCUGGACGGUGCUGGAGGGCGGCAUCCUGACAUUCUUCAAGGACUCGAGGGCCUCAGCUGCAGGCGGCCUGAGGCCACCUCCCAAGCUCUCUACCCCCGAGUACACAGUGGAUCUGAGGGGGGCCUCUCUCUCCUGGGCUCCCAAAGACAAAUCUAGCAGGAAGAAUGUGCUGGAGCUGCGGAGCCGAGAUGGCUCAGAGUACCUGAUCCAGCACGACUCGGAGGCCAUCAUCAGCAACUGGCACAAGGCCAUUGGCGAGGGCAUCCAGGAGCUGUCCUCAGACUUGCCCCCGGAGGAGGAAAGCGAGAGCAGCAGCGUGGACUUUGGGUCCAGGGAGCGCCUCGGAAGCUGUCGGGAGGGUGAGGCGCGGCCCACUGCAGGCGCAGCCACCCCGGAGGGCGACCUGAGCAAGGUCCGGCAGAAGCUCCGCAAGUUCCUGCAGAGGCGGCCCACGCUGCAGUCGCUGCGGGAGAAAGGCUACAUCAAAGACCAGGUGUUCGGCUGCGCGCUGGCCGCGCUGUGUGAGCGCGAGAGGAGCCCGGUGCCGCGCUUCGUGCAGCAGUGCAUCCGCACCGUCGAGGCCCGGGGGCUGGACAUCGACGGCCUGUACCGCAUCAGUGGAAACCUGGCCACCAUCCAGAAGCUGCGCUAUAAGGUGGACCACGACGAGCGCCUGGACCUGGAGGACGGGCGCUGGGAGGACGUCCACGUGAUCACCGGCGCCCUGAAGCUCUUCUUUCGAGAGCUGCCGGAGCCCCUCUUUCCCUUCUCGCACUUCCGCCAGUUCAUCGCUGCCGUCAAGCUGCAGGACCAGGCCCAGCGCAACCGCUGCGUGCGGGACCUGGUGCGCACACUGCCCGCCCCCAACCACGACACGCUGCGGCUGCUCUUUCAGCACCUGUGCCGGGUGAUCGAACACGGCGAUCAGAAUCGCAUGUCCGUGCAGAGCGUGGCCAUAGUGUUCGGGCCCACGCUGCUGCGGCCCGAGACGGAGGAAACCAGCAUGCCCAUGACCAUGGUGUUCCAGAAUCAGGUGGUGGAGCUCAUCCUGCAGCGGUGUUCAGACAUCUUCCCACCGCACUGACAGCCGGCCCCGCCCUCACCCCCUCCUGCCGCUGGCGCUGCGGACCUGGGACUGGGGGCCACGACAGUGGUCCUGCCAUAGAAGCUGAACUCUUAUCCGUGAGACCCUCCGCCGCCCACCGGUCCCAGGCUGAUGUGAAAUCUGCACCGCUGGACGCAGGGUGGUGACCCCUGGUGGGCAGUUCGGAAAAUGUGAUUAUUUUCCCCCCUGUCCUGUCCUGUUUGGGGCUUCAUUGGGUUGGGUUCUUUAUUACAUAGACACCUACUGUGUGUGUGUGUGUGUGUGUGUGUGUGUGUGUGUGUGUGUGUGUGUGUGUGAGAGAGAGAGAGAGAGAGAGAGAGAGAGAGAGAGAGAGAGAGAGAGAGAGAGAGAGAGAGGGAGAGAGAGAAUAUGUGGAUGUGAGAGUUUGUUUUCCCAGAUGGUCCAUGCCCAGGAGGAGGAGUUGGGGUGAGGGACUUAGUUUCUUCAGGCCUACACCUGCUUGGGGCCUUCAAGGAAACCCUCCCAGUGGGGCCGCCACCCUGUGUGGGUCAUGAGCAGCACACACACCGCCCUUCCUUCCCUGCUGCCCUGCUUUGCCUCAGGCGCAGCCCCUGCGGGACUCUCAGUGGCUGACUGUGGGCCACUUAGGGUUCCCUGUUCCAGGCCCCGGCCCUCCCUGAACCCACUGUGUCCUGAGCCAGGGUUCUUCAUAUUUCCGAAGCGUCUACCCUGCAUUGGCCACCUGCCAUGCACCAUUCCCACACACAGUCCUGUUUUACAAAUGAAGAAACUGAGGCAGGGGCAAAGUGACUUGUUCAGGGUCCCAUGGGUGAUCCGUCGACUCCCAACUUAGGCUCCUGGGAGGCCAUUUCGACUACCCCUCUCUUCCAAGCCCCAUCAUGGGCUUAUGGGGAAAGCAAAAGAACUCAAAGCAGGUUCUAUCUGGGCCUGGGGAGACCCCGAGGGCAGGAGGAAACCCGCCCCAGCCCCUCUCAGCACACCUCCCUGGCCCCUGCCUGGUCAUAAAGAGCUGGGGGAGGCCUGCAGGGUCGGGGGAAGGAGGGUAGAGCUUCUGGAAAGGGAGCGUGCAUCCAGGGGCAUGCCCUCUCUCAUACACAAACCACCUCAGUCUAUGGGUCUCGGCCCCACUGCCCCAGCUCUGGCUCAUUUCUUCUACAAGCAAUAAGAGCUAAUAUUUAUUGACAUUUGUACCACACCAAGCAUUUCACUUGGAUCCUCUCAGUUUCUCACAGCCAAUAUUUAUUAUCUGCUCCUCCGUGCCGGGCACCGGGCGCUGGGGCGGGGGUGCCGCACAUGCCGCCUCUCUGGUUGGAGCACCUGGUCCGGUGGCUGACCCAAGCCCCCCCCCCCCCCCGACGUGCCAGCAAGGCCCGGACAAGAGUACCAAUGGAGGCCUCACACCAUGCGUCGAAAUAUUGUAAAGUUACAAGUCAAGAUAUAAGUGUUCAAUAAAAAUAUAUUCUAUUCUCCUA